AUAAAAAAAAAAAAAAAACUCAAAAACGAAAAAAAGAAAAGAAAACCUACUCGGACCAAAUCUAGGGUAUACACUUGACCCGUUGACCGGAUCUAGAGACACAUAAGCUAUUCAGUUUCAGCUGCAGUUGCGAGUAGAUAUGGAAGUGGUUGCCGCUAGGUCGAUGGAGACGCAGACAUGGGCUUGUUCUGUCACAGAGACGCUUCUCAUCCUCGUCGGAAGGAACCUGGCUUGUCUGCUCCUUGCGGCGGAAACGUUGCUGAUUGGGUUGAUUGCUGAAGAUCAGAGGCUUUCUGUGAAGGAGGGUUACAAAAAAGGACGUCCUGAUGAGGAAAACAAAGAUGGUAGCGACUCUGAUGAUAACGAUGACGACGACGAUGAUGAAGACGCUGAUGAUGAUGACGAAGAUGAAGAUGAUGCUAACGAUGAAAACUUCUCUGGGGAUGAAGGGGGAGAGGAAGCUGAUCCAGAGGAUGACCCAGUGACGAAUGGUGGAGCAGGAAGCGAUGAUGAUGACGAUGAUGAUGGUGAUGAGAGUGAUAGUGAUGAUGAUGAUGAGGAUGAUGACGAGGAAGAAGAUGAUGAGGAGGAGGAAGAUGACGAAGAUGUUCGCCAGCCACCUGCUAAGAAGAGGAAAUGAAACGUGUAUUGGGAUGAGUGGGGGAGUGUUUAUGUGUGGUUUAAGACUUGAGAAGAGGAUCGUACGUGUUGGUUUUAAGUAGUUCAGUGAAACCUACUCUUAUUCAGUUUCAUCUUGUUGUGUUACCAUUUGUUGUUAUCUCAGACUUCCGACCUGGAUUUUAGUUUAUGUUUCCUGUUUAGAAUGUUUGUCAUUGAAGGAUCUUUCGCCGGGCUUCACAGUUUC
Brassica rapa (field mustard) is the source of this 865-nucleotide messenger RNA. RefSeq names its product phosphopantothenoylcysteine decarboxylase subunit VHS3. The record is from RefSeq and is a predicted model, not a curated record. Lineage: Eukaryota; Viridiplantae; Streptophyta; Magnoliopsida; Brassicales; Brassicaceae.